AUUUUAGAUUGUGUAAAACCAAUAUGAACAGAAUGCUGGUUUAUGUUGCUUUCAUUGUAUUAUGUGUGGAUAAAGCAUGUAAAGCAUCUUCAUGUACAUCUGCGUCUUGGAAUUUAGCAACCUUGCCAUUAAGCUUUGGAAAAGACAUCAUUUUACGUUGCAUCAUUGAUAACAUAAAGAUCGGCAAUGAUUCACACUUGAAAGUACAACAAUGGACAGGAGGCAAAAACUAUGACAUGCUUUGUACAGAUGGUGAAUGCAGAGAUCCAAAUAAAUAUGAAAUGUUAACACGGAAUACCAGUAAAGAUUUUGAGCUGUUAAUUCACAAUUUUAGUGAAUCAGAUUUGGACUACAAGUACACGUGUACCUGUGGGUUUGAUAGUUGCACUAGGAAACUGUUUGUCGAACCACAUCAUGUUAUGUCUAUGCCAACUAUUACAAAAAAAAUUAGAGAUAAACACGUUAUCAACAACGCAAGCAUGGACAUAGAAAUCAUUCUUGAUAAGGUGAACCCUGUUCAAACUGUUCAGCAUGGUUUGAGGGUCGGUUCAUCAAAGAUGCAACUGUUACUGUUAUGAAAUGGUACACGUAUCAUAAUGAUGUUAAAGUGAGUUAUGAUUUUCCUGUGAACAGUGUCGGCUGUGAAGGUAGACUGAAAAUACUGUGCAACCUUGUUUAUCGUAAUGUCACCAUUUUUGACGAACACGUAGAUAUAUGUCAUG
Mytilus trossulus (common blue mussel) is the source of this 722-nucleotide messenger RNA. RefSeq lists its product as uncharacterized. Bases 24 to 578 code for a protein of 184 amino acids. NCBI's taxonomy places the organism in Eukaryota, Metazoa, Mollusca, Bivalvia, Mytilida, Mytilidae. The transcript is spliced from 4 exons. The record is from RefSeq and is a predicted model, not a curated record.